CUUCCUCCAGCCCGCCCGGCCCGUGGCAUUCUCCCUCGCCAUGGAUUUCCAGGAAGCCGCCAACAGCGCUGCUGAGCACAUGCAGAGCUAUCGGAAGGACCCCAGCGGCUGGCGCACUUGCAAACGCACGAAUGAAAUUUCAAUUUCUUGGAGACCAUCAACUGAGUUUCCUGGAAACUUAUACAAAGCAGAAGGAAUUAUACCUGCAAGACCAGAAGACGUGUUUAAAUGUAUAAAACCAGAGACUGGUGGACUUAGAGAAAAAUGGGAUCAGAAUGUGAAAGAAGUUGUAGUCAUUGAAACAAUAAAUGAAAACAUCUGUAUAACUAGAACUACCACACCGUCCGCUUUCAUGAAGAUCAUCUCGCAGAGAGAGUUCGUAGAUGUGGUCCUGAUUAAACAGGAUGAGGAUGGGACAAAAGCGAGUGCAGCGACCAACGUGGAGCAUCCCCUUUGCCCGCCUGAGCCAAGCUACGUGAGAGGACGUAACUAUCCCUGUGGCUGUUUUUGCAUUCCUGUCCCAGGGGACCCACACAAGACUCAGCUCCUCAGCUUCUUUCAGACCGACCUAGCUGGCAACCUCCCACAGACAGUUGUCGACUCCUUCUUUCCAAGCAGUAUAACCGGUUUUUACACCAACCUGAACAAAGCGGUGGUAAAACUAGUAGCUUAAACCAGAUAUUGUCUUCUCAAGUGGAAAAACAGCAACAACCUUAGCCAGGGUGUGUAUUUAUAAUUCUGCAGUUGCACUUUUUAAGAGCAGAAAGGGGUUCUGGAUGCAGUUCAGGACGGGGUCGGAGCAUGACACACUUGAAAACACCAUCGAUUUUCGAUGAGGAAGACUUCAAACGCAUGUCUUGAAAUCAACGGGGUUCACAAUGCUCACAAAGGCUCCCUCGGUCUGGGGGCAGGACUAUAAGGCCUUGGGGAGCGCCCUUAGUCAUGCUGCUAGAUCUCAUCAUCAAUCCUCAUCCACGUACAUUUGUCCUCAUUCCUGUUGAUCAAACCUGCAGCAGCAAGCAGCACAGCUCUCACUGAACAAUACCAUUCAGACAAUAGGUGGAGAGUGCUGCGUCUCGAAUGCACCCUGGCCCCAAAGCCCCACACCAUCUACCUGCCUGUGUUAAGCUAGCAUGUCAUGGAGUUCCAGCUAUUCUCCCUGACAUGCUAGUCUUCUGUGUGCAGGGAGAUUUCUACUGGGGAAAAAAAAAACAUUCAAGCAUGUGACCUCUGAAAUAUUAGGGGGGAAAUCCUAACAGAACAGUUUGUCAGUGGAACAAGUAGAGAUAUAAAAGAAAUUGAAGCCAUGCGGGGGGGGAACAGGUCUUUUCCCAUAUUUUUUUAGAGAGAAAAAUUGAAAUUUUGGGGGAAAUUGAAAAAAAGCAGUACUUCUUCUUUCAACACUCUUUAUAGAACUAAAGUCACUUCUUUGCUUUAAGACAGCCUUCUCCAACCUGGUGCCCACCAGAUACUUUGGACUUCAGAGUCUAUCAGCCUCAGGCCCCAUGGGUAAUGGUCAGGAACACUGUUGUCCAAAACAUCUGGAGGGCACCAGGUUGGGGAAAAUAGCUUAAGGAACCUAAAGCAGCCUUUCUAUCCCUAAAGGUAUUUUAUGUAUCAUUUAGCUUGCUCAUAAAAUUAUAAUUAUAUUUUAAAACUUUUAAAAGUAAACACACUUAGAUUUCUAAUUAAUGUCUGAAUAAAUUAGAACUACAUUAAAUGACUUCUACACAGGACUCUAUAGAAUAACACUCAAACUAUCAAGAAUGCACAGUGUUGGCUCUACUCACAUGAUGGGAAACUGAAUAUAACUUCAGAUCAACAAUUUUAAUAAGGACUGAAAGAAAUAACUAUUCUGCCAAUCUUACAGAGAGGAUUAAAACACACACACACACCCUGCCAUGGCUUCAUUAUUUCCAGACAUUUUACAUCUCUAGUCUGCCUAUAAAAGUAUACCUAUUACAUAGCUUUUAGAAAUCACUUUGGGUGGAGUAAAGAUUGGGUAACAAUAUAUAAAUACUUUGUCUUUAAUUCUAAAAGAAAAUAUUUCAUCAUCCAAAGCGGUUCGAUUUUUUCCAGUUUUUCAGAAAAACAAACAAAACCUAGAGAGUCCUAGGAAGAAAACAAAACAUGUUUUUCUUCUGAAGUUUUCCAGUUUUCACCCCCAGACUUCACAUGUCUAGGAACACGUGGUCAUGGCAGCUGGUGGGCUUCCCUCAAUGGAGAUACUUAAGCAUUGGCUGAACAUUUUCAUCCUGCAUUGAGCGGAGGGUUGGACUAAAUGACCUCUAACAUGCAUUCCAGCUCUAUAAUUCUAUCCCCUACCUGUACCAUUCAUCAGCUGCUCCGUGUGAUUCUGGCAGUAACAUUGUGCUACCUUACAGGUUUGUUGUGAGGUGCUAAUGUGCAGUUCGUGUCCUGUAAUUUAACAAUAAAAAGAUGGUGCUCUUAAA
Molecule: messenger RNA, 2453 nt
Organism: Elgaria multicarinata webbii
Lineage: Eukaryota; Metazoa; Chordata; Lepidosauria; Squamata; Anguidae
Gene: STARD5
Product: StAR related lipid transfer domain containing 5
Exons: 6
Coding region: 41-673 (210 amino acids)
Biological process (GO): cholesterol import
Molecular function (GO): cholesterol binding; cholesterol transfer activity
Source: RefSeq, a predicted model, not a curated record